This is a messenger RNA of Aureobasidium melanogenum CBS 110374, 774 nucleotides long. RefSeq lists its product as uncharacterized. Bases 1 to 774 code for a protein of 257 amino acids. The transcript is spliced from 2 exons. NCBI's taxonomy places the organism in Eukaryota, Fungi, Ascomycota, Dothideomycetes, Dothideales, Saccotheciaceae. The record is from RefSeq and is a predicted model, not a curated record.
AUGACAGAGAUACAAGGUCUGCGAGAGCAAAUCUUAGCAAAUCUCGAUUACAUCGAGUUCGCCAAACCAACUUCUAAUCUCAAUAUCAUUGUCGAAGAUGUUGAUCUGCUAUGCUACAAUGCAGUCAUCUUUGACAAGAUUACACGGAAGCGACUAUUUCAUCUUUCUGGAAAACACAAGUCAGUGCCCGAGGCUCUGGAUGAAAUGCUGGCAGCCACUUGUCUGAUGGUACGGUUAUACCGCGAGGAUCCUCAGAAUUGGCGUCGAAAUUUUGGUGGAGGUGUAUGGAACGAGGAUAAUUCGCAGCCGCCAUCUCGAGAUCGGGCGAUCAACGACGAGUCAUACCUCCUACUACGCAAGAGAAAGCGAACAGCCUCUGCCGUGAGUUCCAACGGACAGGAUGAGCCUUCUCUUGCUGGCUUUCCACGUCUACCAUCAGUACUCGCCGCAGGGCCCAGGACACUUGAUGAAGAACACCUUUCUCUGAUGCCAUCUAUUGGCGAUGCAAAACUUGCUGCUGCUGCCUGUGCAGCAUUGCCACCACAAAUCUCUGAUAAUGCGAAGAAGCUGCUCUACGAACUCAUCACAUAUCCGCAGUGCCCUGCAUCUCAUAAGGGUGUCUGUCUGCUUGACAUCAUGCGAGAGACAGGUCUAGAAUAUGAGUUGCUGGAGUCUUGGGCCAAAGAGCUUGAAAUGGCUGACAAGGCUUGUUCUAUCCCCUGGGCCCGCGCUACGUGGCAGCCAAAGGACUUGACUGGUGCCUUUAAUUUUUGA